Molecule: messenger RNA, 1297 nt
Organism: Dermacentor andersoni
Lineage: Eukaryota; Metazoa; Arthropoda; Arachnida; Ixodida; Ixodidae
Product: solute carrier family 35 member E3-like
Source: RefSeq, a predicted model, not a curated record
CUUCGCCGUCUGUCUGUCCAAUGGUCUGUCUGUGAGCUUUUGAGGAGUUGAGAGGUUUCAGCAUUCUGUGGUUGCAGUAGGCGUCGUGCACGUCUUCCGUUUUGAUCGUUCAGAACUUCUGAACGUAUUCGAAGAGAUGGCUGCGGUGCGGUCGGUGUUUAUUUUCGAUGGUUGAACUAAGCAAGCGCCGCACUUUCGAUGACCGCGAUGACACAAGACGGGAAAGACGCGUCGGCGAUGGCCGGCAACCGCUUCACGGCACUGUGCUUGUCGUGGAACGUGGUACUGUCAAUUCUCAUUGUGAUUCUAAACAAAUGGGUGUACGUGUACGUCAACUUCCCGAACGUUACCAUGACCAUGUAUCAUUUUGUGAUGACAUUCGUGGGUCUGCUAGUAUGCCGCGCACUCAAUGUGUUCCAAGUAAAGAAGCUUCCGCUGCGUCAGAUGUUGCCUCUGGCGACGACGUUCUGCGGCUUCGUCGUUUUCACCAACCUCUCCCUGGGUCACAACACGGUGGGGACCUAUCAGAUCAUCAAGACCCUCACCAUGCCGACCAUCAUGGUCAUCCAGCACUACUGGUACAAGAAGAACUUCUCGAUGGGCAUCAAGCUCACACUGGUACCACUGACAUUGGGCGUGUACCUCAGCAUCUACUAUGACAUCCGCUUCAACCUCCUUGGCACCUGCUACGCCCUGGCCGGUGUGUUUGUCACUUCCCUCUACCAAGUGUGGGUGGGCGAGAAGCAGAAGGAGUUCCAGGUGAACUCGAUGCAGCUGUUGUUCUACCAGGCACCCCUCUCAGCACUGAUGCUGAUGGUGCUGGUGCCGCUAAUCGAGCCACCCUGGGCUCCCGGAGGGUUCCUCUACCAGUCCUGGAGCCAGCUGCAUCUGAUGCUGGUGCUGAUGACAGGUGUGGUGGCCUUCCUAGUGAACCUGUCUAUCUACUGGAUCAUAGGCAACACAUCCGCAGUCACCUACAACGUGGUGGGCCAUCUGAAGCUGAUGCUGGUGCUAGUGGGCGGCUUCAUCGUCUUCCAGGACCCCAUACACACCGAACAGGCCAUCGGCAUUGUGCUCACACUGGCAGGCGUGCUGCUGUACACGUACAUCAAGCUGAAGGAGACCCCCGACGCUACGCUGCCAUCCUCAACUCAAGCCAAGCCAGUCACCAAAAGCUAGUCAGAUACAAACCAUGUUCUGCCUUGUUAGGUGGACCUUGCUUGCAACAAAUGCACGAUCAGGGAUUGUUACAGCCUGGUCACUUUUGUAUUAAACACUUGUUUUGGUCACAGUUUAA